GUUUUACUUUCACUCAAAAGGAAACACAUGUUAAAAUGUGAGUAUAAAUAGAGCUGUAAAUAUCUGAAAAACCACAGUUCAGAUUACGAACCAAUUUGGAAAGAUGUUUCGCUUUUUAGCUCCUUCUGUGGCUGUUAUUUUAUUAUGGGUCAUUGUUGACGCACAACUGGGAGGUUUCAAUAUAAGACCAGGAUUUGGCUCUCCUCUCAUUCCAACUUUUGACGACAUACAAAUGUGCAGAGAUAAUGCCAAAGGACGGAAAUACCAGUUGACUUUCAAGUUACCCACCGAGACUUGCAAGCCUUAUUGCAAGUACGAAAACGAAACGGAACAGAUGACUGCAGUAGAUGGACAGUUCUGUUGCGACUUUGUUGGUAUAGGUCCUACUGGACUUUGCAAAGGUGGAGUCUGCAUGGUAGGAGGUGUCGUUGGUUGGAACAGGCAAAGAGGAUUGGAGACCCUCAUGGAUUGAAAUGACGGUCAUCGAUUAAAUAUCAUCUUCUUCCGAAAAUCAAGUGCAACCGAAAUGUAAUAUUUUAGUAAAUGUAGCAUUGUAAGAUUUGUACAUUUCAAGCAUAUAAAUAUCAAUAGGAAAAAUAGUUAAUUUUUUUGUCAGACAUACAUUUGGCAUUAUUGAUAAGAAAAUUGUCUAUAUGUAACACAACCAUAAGUUUUUAAUAAAUUUUCUUUUACUUA
Argiope bruennichi is the source of this 696-nucleotide messenger RNA. RefSeq lists its product as uncharacterized. The record is from RefSeq and is a predicted model, not a curated record. Bases 104 to 472 code for a protein of 122 amino acids. Lineage: Eukaryota; Metazoa; Arthropoda; Arachnida; Araneae; Araneidae. The transcript has 4 exons.